Peromyscus eremicus (cactus mouse) is the source of this 1458-nucleotide messenger RNA. It is a transcript of the gene Cldn20, whose product is annotated as claudin 20. Gene Ontology annotation, cellular component: bicellular tight junction; plasma membrane. Gene Ontology annotation, biological process: cell adhesion; bicellular tight junction assembly. The coding region runs from base 629 to 1288 and encodes 219 amino acids. The transcript has 3 exons. The record is from RefSeq and is a predicted model, not a curated record. NCBI's taxonomy places the organism in Eukaryota, Metazoa, Chordata, Mammalia, Rodentia, Cricetidae. Gene Ontology annotation, molecular function: structural molecule activity.
GUGCCUGAACUGGCCAUCUACUGUAAUCAGAUUGGUGACUACCCUAAUUGUCAUCAUAGAACCUUCAUCUAGUAACUGAUGGAAGCAGAUGCAGAGAUCCACAGCCAAGCACUGGGCUGAGCUCCUGGAGUCUGGCUGAAUAAAGGGAGGAGGGACUAUGUAAGUGGGGGAAUGGGUUGGAGGGGGAAUGUCAAGGUCAUGAUAGGAACACACAGAGACAGUUGACCUGAGCUCCUGGAAGCUCAUGGACUCUGGACCAACAGUUAGGGAGCCUGCAUGGGACCAACCUAGGCCCUCUGCAUUUGUGUGACAGUUGUAUAACUUGGUCUGUUUGUAAGGCUCCUAGCAGGGAGACCAGGACUGCCUCUGGCGCCUAGCUGACUUUUGGGAACCUGUUCCCCAUGAUGGAUUAUCUCGCCCAGUCUUGAUGCAGGUGGAGGAGUUCAAUCCUGCCUCAAGCGAGGAAAUGUGGAAAACAGAAGCAAAUUGCCAGCAGCAGAUUCAUCGUCCUAAGACCACUGAGCUUUUGUUACCUGGUUCUCAACUGCACAGACCAGGUACCGACCUGACCACGCACCACAAUUAACCAUUGGGAUCUCCUAGGAGAACAGAAGUGAAGAGUAACAGCAUGGCCUCGGCGGGUCUCCAGCUCCUCGCUUUCGUCCUGGCCUUGUCUGGGGUCUCGGGGGUCCUCACCGCCACUCUGCUGCCCACCUGGAAGGUUACUGCAGCUCUAGGCUCCAGCAUUGUAACUGCGAUUGUACAGGUGCACGGGCUGUGGAUGGACUGCACGUGGUACAGCACUGGGAUGUUCAGCUGCUCUCUAAAAUACUCCAUCCUGUCUCUGCCCAUCCAUGUGCAGACCGCCAGGGCCACCAUGGUCCUGGCCUGCGUUCUGUCUGCUCUGGGGAUUUGUACUUCGGUAGUAGGAAUGAAAUGCACUCACUUAGGAGGGGACACACACACCAAGAGUCAAAUUGCUUUUGCUGGAGGAAUCUGCUUCAUGAUUGCAGGGAUCUCUGGCUUAAUCCCAACAGUGUGGUACACCAAGGAGAUCGUAGAAAACUUUCUAGAUUGGACCAUUCCGAAAAGCAACAAAUAUGAACCUGGAGGAGCCGUCUACAUCGGGUUCAUUUCGGCGAUGCUACUACUUAUCUCUGGUGUUAUUUUCUGCAUUUCUUAUAUAAAAAGGAACCCGAAACCAUGGAUCUACCCUCCCAAGCAGGAACAUGCCUCUACCUGGCAGCCAGAGAAGAGGUUAGCUUACAACCUGAAGAAUUACGUGUGAAGAGCUGUGCAACGAACAUGCAGUGAGGCUUCUGGGACGUGCUAAAACUUUAUCAGAAUGAAGAAAACAAAACGAAACACUCUUAUGCUUAGCUUCCUUUACAAAGAGUACAAAAUAUCAAAAAAAUUGUGAGGUACUUUAAAAUGCCAACAAACUACCGUCUACAAUUA